Molecule: messenger RNA, 4333 nt
Organism: Lagopus muta (rock ptarmigan)
Lineage: Eukaryota; Metazoa; Chordata; Aves; Galliformes; Phasianidae
Gene: PRRX2
Product: paired related homeobox 2
Biological process (GO): regulation of DNA-templated transcription
Molecular function (GO): DNA-binding transcription factor activity, RNA polymerase II-specific; DNA binding
Source: RefSeq, a predicted model, not a curated record
GUGGGCUGCGGGCCGGUGGGGGUGGGAGACAUGGACUCGCCGCCAGCCUUCGCCAUGGACAAACCGUUCGCCCCCAGCACCGUGCGCGUUCCGGAGCCGCCCGAAAACCCUCAGAGCCGGAAAAACUUCAGCGUGAGCCAUCUCCUCGACCUGGAGGAGGUGGCUGCCGGGAUGAACGGGGCCCCCCCCGCCGGCCCCCCACCCUCCGCCGGCGGUAAGGCCAUGCCGGAGCCGUCGGGAGGCAGCAGCGGCAGCGAGGCGGCACCCCAGGACGGUGAGAGCCUGAGCCCGAGCCGUGGAGUGGCCAAGAGGAAGAAGAAGCAGAGGAGGAACCGCACCACGUUCAACAGCAGCCAACUGCAGGCUCUGGAGAGGGUCUUUGAGCGGACGCAUUACCCCGACGCCUUCGUGCGGGAGGAGCUGGCCAGGAGGGUGAACCUCAGCGAGGCGAGAGUCCAGGUUUGGUUUCAGAACCGGAGGGCCAAGUUUCGCCGUAACGAGAGGGCGAUGUUGGCCAACAGAUCGGCGUCGCUCCUCAAGUCCUACAGCCAGGAAGCUGCCAUCGAGCAGCCCAUGGCACCGCGGCCCACCGCGCUCAGCCCUGAGUACCUCUCGUGGAGCAGCUCCUCCCCGUACAGCACUGUGCCAUCCUACAGCUCCAGCGGGACCGCGACACCCACCCAAGGGGUGAACAUGGCCAACAGCAUCGCCAGCCUGCGCCUCAAAGCCAAAGAGUUCAGCCUGCAUCAGAACCAAGUGCCGACUGUGAACUGACCGGGGAAAAUCCCCAUGGCCUCAUCCAGGACUCGACGUGGGGAUCCUGUACUGAUCGGCACCAACCCGCUGCCCGCCCCACGCACUGCUCGUCUGAUGCCCCAGCACCUCUCCUCUCCUCUUCCCUCUUGAAGGUGGCGUCAAGUCCCAGUCUGAAGUGGCACAUCGCUAUAGCCACAUAUGGAGCAAACUUGGUUAGAAACUUGCUUUUCUGCACACCCUUAUAAUAAAGGCUAUAUAUACACACACAUACCCCCCACGCGCUCUUCGAGGACAAACAGACUUACCAAGCGAACAAGAAUUUGCUUCCAAACAUGGAAGGAUCUUGGACUUUUGGAUUUGACCAAUUUGGGUAUCUUGCCUGGAGAGCCAAAGAGUUAUUGGGUCUUCUCCUCCCACAGGGACGGCACGCAGCGCUGGGACGAUCGCGAUGCUGCACGAUGCCAAUUUUUUGAGCCCCCCUUUAUGCUGGGCCUUCACCUCCUCAUGCACUGCCAGCCAUGGGGCUCAGUGGGACCAUUGAAAGCCAACAGCUGCGUCCUGGUGCCGUAAACUGAGGGGGGAACACAUCGCCGCGCCCCAUCCAGGCACCACCACCCCACAUCUGCGGGUUUGCCAGCAGUUCUGCAGAGCCCCAGGUCAUUGAACCAGCCCAGGGAAAGAGAAAAUUGGAAAAAGCUGUUGGUUUCAGCUGAGUAGGCGGCUCCCAGUGCUUUGUGCCAAGGGCAGAGCAGGCUUCGUCUUCCGGAGGCACAGCAUCCCCAGCGGCCGCUCUGCAGAUGGGCCACAGAAUGCGGGGCUGGAGGCUCCAUGGGGUGUUUUCUAUGUUUCUGAAUAAAGGAAACUGUAUUCCCCACCACGCCACACAGCCCAGUGAAGGGGCUCUCAAUUGCAGGGUGGGCAGAAAACUUCCCUGCAGCAACGUGGGAUGAGCCGGCGCUGGGGCAAUAGGGGAUUGACUCCAUGGACAAAGCCAGUGGAGUGCUCCUCCCUCACCCACUGCAAGGAGCAGCAGCCAAGCAGCCAACUAAACCUAUUCUAGGAGGGCUUUGUCCAGCCAGCAUGGUGGGGCCAAUAACAAGUGAAUGUAGCAUUGGACCCAAGGAUGGCCACGACAGCCAUCGAGAUCAACACCCAUCAGUAUGCGAUGCCAGGCCAAAAGCACCCAAACCACUUUGUAUACACACCCAAGAGCCCCCACAUCCUGCCCACAGGAGCUUUCUCUCCCUUUCUUACCAAGGAAAACCACAUCUGGUCCUUGAUGGCCAUGGUGUCCCCUGGAUGUGCCAAGUGGGGAGGGCAGAGCUCCUCAGAGUGCUGCAGUGAGACUUCAUGGGGAUCCCACAACGCUGAGCACUGCCAUGUGGGCAGAGGAGCCCCUGCAGAGCAAAGCCCCCACCCCAAGGAACAGCACUGGGCCGGGGGGUCCCAUUCCCAUGGAAAGCAUAGGGCUCUUCUUUUUUUUUUUUGGUUAUACAAGACGAAACCACAGGGAUAUAAAUGUCACUGCCUCUUUGAGAGCAUUAAUGAAAAUAAACCCAUUUAAUAGUUUGCAGAUGCCGUUUCUGUAAACCUAAAAAAAGCAGGGAAUAAAUAUUUCUUCACUAAAUAUCUAUAUGUAUAUAUAUAUUUGAAAACAUGCGUUCCCAAUCUUUGGGCCCCUCCCUCGCCACGCUCUUGGCUGCUUAAGGCGGAGCAUCACUCAGCAUCACAGCCUCACCGAGAGGGAAAUCAGGGAUCGUGGUCAUGUCAUCUGAGCUCUCUCCCUUUUCUAUCUGUACAUUGCAAUGGCUUCUAACAAGAUCCACAGUCGACUUUUGAUUAUUAUUAUUUUUUUUUUGCAUGUCUGUAUUUUUUUGGAAUUUUUUUGUAAAGGUUUUUUUGGUUUUGUUUUGUUUUUUUUUGUUUUGUAAAAACAACUCUUGUGAAAUAAUGGAGGAAUAAAUAUUUUACUGAGUAGAGAUGUGUCUGUGCAUGCAGAGCAGUGCUCACACCAUUGGGGCUGGGGGGUAAUGUUGGGGUCCCAUAGGGGGCAGGGAAACUCGAACCCACAUCCCAGUCCUACUGCUGGGCACAGGGGCUGGAAGUGCUGAACCCCCACAGCCAGGAGAUCCCCCCAAAGCAGCACUGGGCAUCCAUGCUAUCAGAACAACAUCUCCCCCAGCACUGUGGCAGUGGGCUGAGGAGGGAUGGGGCCAGGGGCAGAGCUAAAUUGUCAGGUCCCAUCCUGCAGCACAAAUAUGGGUGAAAGCCUUUGAGCACUCAGUAGUGCUCAAUCAUGGGCAAGCAUCUGCUGCAGAAGUCCUGCUGGGAUGUGCAAUCAUCUGCAGUCACAGCAGAGACCAGCAUGUGGCCCAGCCUUGAGAACCAGACAGGAGAUACAGAAAGAAGAUGUAGACGUGCUCAGAGGAGGUGGUCUCUCAUGGCACACUGCGCUCAGAGCAUGGACCCAGUGAGGGCUGAGCAUCUCCAGUGCCAGGAGCUCACAUCAGCACCAAGUGCAGCUCUUCCAGGCUCCAUCCUUUGCACAGAGGUGGGCAGCACCACAGUGAGUCAGGUUCUGCAGCCUGCUAGCUAACAUGGAUCAGAAGGACAGGAACAUAGGAAUGAACCACAUAGGAAUGAGCUGCAGGAUCUGAGCUAUGAAGUGGCAGGAAAAAUGCAAGAGGUGCUUAUGGAACCUGAUGCUAUUGCACAGGAGCAUCAGGUUAACAGAGAUCAAAAUGAGCAAACAAGUGUUAGGAGUGCCCAGGAAAGGGUUAGAAAGUGUCCUCACAGCUGUCAUAGAAAGCCACAGCACAGCUAUGGCCUGAAAUCCAUCACCUCAAGAUGCUGCAGAGGUCAAAGGUGCAAAAUGGAUUUGGAGAGGGUCAAGAAGUUAAUGGUGGGUGGGACUGUGGCAGCAAAACACAGCCCAGAUCCAACUGCAGAAGACCCUUUGAGGUGAAGGUCUUACUGCUGCUCUCAGGGCAGAUUCUCCGUUGACUCAUGACUAUUUGCUGCUAGAAAUAUGUCAUUUAUUUCUUGCCUGUGCCAUCCCAGCUCCACUUCAGCUCCUGUUAGAGCAGGAGAUUCCAACCCAUGGUCUGAGGGCUCCUGGGAGACAGGAGCAGGGAGAACCACAGCCUGACUCCCUGCAAUGAGACACCCAGGGUCAGAGCUGAACAGAGCUGUGAGCACCUGAUGGAGCUGUGGGUGUCCCUGUUCACUGCAGGGAGUUGAACCAGAAGACCUUUAAGUGUCCCUUCUGACUCAGUAGAUCACAGGGAUGGAUUUGCCACCUCUCCAUCAUCCAGCACAGACCUCACUUCUCUUCCUUCUGCUUUCUGGUCUCCAUCCACACACCAUUGCUUUCGUUGGAAGGCUGCAAGAACGUUGGUUGCAGAUUGCAUUUACUCCCCUGCAGCAGCUGCUUUGCAUCCAGCUGACUCCCAGAUGAGCUCUCAGCUGAUGAAGGACCUCUCUCCCUUUGUCCCAGAUCCUGCAGCCCUGUACUGCCUGAGUUUUCUCUACUGACCAAAAAAAGCCAGGUAUCCCAGCCAGGUUACCCACAGCUUCU